CUGCCCCAUGUCCGCCAUCUCGUCCCAUGUUAUGACUUUGCCACGCGGACAUGGCCAAGCCCAGUCCACUUCGCCAUUGUCUUCCUUGCCACCCGUAUCGCUAUUGUCUUGGGGAGCAUUGCACAGUCCAGCGCAGUCUUGCGUCGAUGCAAUCGCCAAACCGCCCUUGGAAUCGCUCUUCACAUCAUUCAUAUCAGCGAAGCAGCAGCGGGCAUCUGGCAGCCAUAUCACAAGAGAAGAAUCUUUAGAGCCGUCACCAUGGCGACAGCAGUCUCGACCCUUCCUGUUGCCGACAACCCGUCCUGCUUUUUCGAUGCACUGCCUACGGAUGUCAUCCUCACAAUCCUUACGAGUCUCAACAGUCUGGGAGCCGUCGAAAACGUCCUGAGAGCCUCGCGCCACGCCCGCAGAGUCUACCUCGAGUCCCAAGCAUGGAUCAUCAAGAAGCUUUGCAAGACGUGCGUCUACCCGGCCAACAUGGACGUGGCGUUCAUCACGCUGGCCAUGCUGCGCAUCCACCCAUCUGAUAUUGGACGCACGAUAGACCUGUUCUCCCAGGUAACAGACGCCCCGUGGGUAGUCGUCGAUCAGUUUCUGGACCGAAAGACGCUGCAGCUGGAAUUCCUCAGGCUGGCCGACCACGUCAACCAACUCGCCGAAGUGUACGCCAGGGCCCACAAUCCGGAGUGGUUCUGGCGGCAGCUUGCUCUCAAGUUCAACAGAUGCUGGCCCAGGCGGAAUGGCCCCUCUCCAUUGCGGUUCAAUCCCGAGCAGGUCGCCAUGCGGACGGAGGUGGCCACGCAGGUGUGGCGCAUCACCGAGGGCAUCGGCCUCGAGGCUCUACCCAAAGUCAGGCACUCCCCGGAGAUGCUCCAACUCAUACAACGCUCCUUCUGGACCCGCGAGUUGUCUGUCCGCGGCAGCCUGCUCACGGGACGGCUUAAGGCGCUAGGGGAGCCCAUCUCGGACCUGGGGAUGUGGUUCGAAGACGAGGCCAUCAGCAGCGGCGUGAACCGCUUCCUGCGGCUGCUGACGGGCGCGGCCCAGCACUUGGCCGACGUCAACUCGGGCAAGGACCUGACGCUCGUCUACCCACACGCGCGUGAGCAGCUGUGGGAGCAAAGCUGGCUGCUCGGCUCUCGGCUGUGGGCACGCAUGGUGCGGUGGCCGCGGCCGCUCAUUACCACGGAUCAGAUCGACUCCGUCAUCGGCCUCUGCGACGAAGCCAUGGCAAAGUACGUCGACGACGCCGACGGGACGCCCUGGUACUUUGAAUCCCCCGGCAUGUCCACUCUGUUCGUCAGGCGGCUCGCGGACGGGAGGAUGAAGCGGCCGCUGGAGCACAUGCGAGGGGUGUUUUUCAACGCCGUCGUGCAGAACAGGCUGGUGAUGGACGUUGAGGACUGGCGUGAGCUGGACAGCGGCUCAGCUGAGUAGAUCUCUGCCCCGUACGUCGAGCCUGCCGAGUACAUGUCGUCGGGAGGGCUGUACUCGGUCCAUACUGUGGACGAUCUUGAGUUGCUCGUGGCUGAGGGCUACGGCUCGGACUCGGAUGAAGGGGAGGACACGAAGGAUGGUGCCGAGGAGGGCUCGGGGGUGGACACGGAGUCGGACGGCAUUGCAGGAUCGGAGCAAGAGUCGUUGUGAACUGGAGACGUGGGAGGGAGGCAGUGUAAAGGGAAUCCUCUCGCCACAUGGGCACAUUGGCUCGACAUAAGGUCGGCCGCUUGCCGCCUGGCAUGGCUGUGGACGGCACACAGCUUCUGACGCGAUUUUGAUGGCAGAUCGAGCAAAUGAGCUCUGGGCGGCGGUGGUAAUUGGAAGAAGCGAUGGUACACUUGAUGGACGGCCAUGUCGCACAGCGCAAUAUCCCAGACAGAAGCA
Messenger RNA from Purpureocillium takamizusanense, 1884 nucleotides. RefSeq lists its product as uncharacterized. NCBI's taxonomy places the organism in Eukaryota, Fungi, Ascomycota, Sordariomycetes, Hypocreales, Ophiocordycipitaceae. The record is from RefSeq and is a predicted model, not a curated record. The transcript has a single exon. Bases 259 to 1437 code for a protein of 392 amino acids.